Messenger RNA from Dothidotthia symphoricarpi CBS 119687, 1851 nucleotides. RefSeq names its product kinase-like protein. The transcript has 2 exons. Gene Ontology annotation, molecular function: protein serine/threonine kinase activity; ATP binding. Lineage: Eukaryota; Fungi; Ascomycota; Dothideomycetes; Pleosporales; Dothidotthiaceae. The record is from RefSeq and is a predicted model, not a curated record. Bases 178 to 1665 code for a protein of 495 amino acids. Gene Ontology annotation, biological process: mitotic DNA damage checkpoint signaling; protein phosphorylation. Gene Ontology annotation, cellular component: nucleus; cytoplasm.
CAAGCCUUGAUAACAACUGCAAUACGACGUUUGCACUCCCUCCCUCGAAUGCCUGCAUAAUGUCUGGCUGUUUGUGUUUCUCGUCUGAUCUGACCCUGCACCGUCACACCAAUUUGGUUACUAAAAAUCGCAUGAAAUCGAAGCUGACCUUCAGCCUUGCGUACUCAUUAGCAAACCAUGGAUCACACCGAAGAGCCGGGAGAUAGAGCAGACAGUGGGGUUGGUGACAUCAUCUGCGAUUGGUCUCAGACUGGUAGAGGUUUCCAUGUCGAUUUUGGGUCUGAGGAGGCGGUGCCAUUGGAAGAGGGUCGUUUCCUGGGUAGAGGAGCCGCUGGAUAUGUUCACGAAACUACCAUUAGAGACAAGAAACUGGCCUGGAAAAGGAUCCCGUUUAGACGCAAGAUUGGCAAAGCGGAAAGGAAAGAGAUUGACAUUUUGAAGAAGGUCUCUCAUGUCCACAUGAUUCAACUCGUUGGCACAUACACCCAUAACCGGUUUCUUGGGAUUCUGAUGUACCCAGUAGCAGUGUGCGAUCUGCAUACCUUCUUCGAAGAUGUCGAGGCACAUUGGACUGAGGGGACUACUGAUGCAGUUCAGCAAGCACGACUUGAAGCUCUCGCUUACGUUUCCAAUCCAGAAUCGAAAGCCCUACCUAUCUUCACCAAGGUUGGAUGCCUCGUCUCAGCGAUUGCGUACUUGCAUGCCAAUAAGAUAAGACAUAAAGAUCUUAAGCCUUCGAACAUUCUUUUGUCUCGGGAUCACCUUUGGUUGAGCGAUUUUGGCAGCGCUACGGACUUCUCGUUACUAUCUCAAAGCGCAACCGACAAUGAACGUGGAACGCCGCGGUAUUGGGCUCCUGAAAUGGCGGAAUGGAAACCUAGUGGGCGUGCCGCUGACAUCUUCUCUCUCGGCUGUGUGCUCCUGGAGGUUUUUGUAUUACAAGAGAAAGGCACAUUGCUGCAUUUGAGACAACGCCGAUCAAGAAGGAACCCACUAUUCCAUGCAAACCUCGAUCGAAUCGACGAAUGGGUCAGCAUCGUUGAAACACCUGAUGCUAGACAAAAUCACUUUGUAUGGGAGAUCCGAGCUAUGCUCUCAUCAGAGCCAAAAGACCGUCCUCUUGCAGCAGAUGUACUUGCAAGACUCAAGAUAUGCGAUGACUGGGCAAAACCUUCUAUCUUCGGCGCUUGUUGUAAGACGACAUACGUCACUUCUCAGCAGCACCAAGAAGAUAUGUCCGAGUUGGUGGAAGAGAACGAAAAUCUGAGGGUGAAGCUUUACAACGCGGCUAUAGAGCACCAAGAAGUGUUAUCAACUUUGAUCAAAACACAUGAAGAGGAAACGAAGCAGCUCAAGGAACGAUAUGCACAUAAGGGUAAUAAGGGUCGUAAAGCACGCCGUGUCAAGGAGCGUCUAGCGAAUGAGCAAUCUAGUUCAGCCGAUCCAGUGCUCAGACCCUUGAAUGAACUUGACGAGGCAGGCAUCAGCAGUCAAUCAAUGACCACCAACGACCCGUCUGAAGAUCACCCAGGAGUCCUCGACAACGGCCAGGCUCGCACGCCAACAACACAUAUCACAGAACAGCUCCCACGGUCAGCUACUGACACGCUUAUAGCACUAUCGACAAGGCCCCCCUGGUAUAGGGUUGAUGAUACCGAGUACUAGGAGGUAGAUUCCCAAGUAACAGAAACGUACUCUCCUAUACAGAGAAAUUUUCUCUUAUGAUAAGGAAAAUACCUAAUGAUAUAGAAGGAUAAAAAACUAGUUACCUGGACUUUUUAGUUAUUGUAAACGUUUCAGUAAAUUUACUUGUAACUUUUUAUUAUUUUGACCAUAAAAAAUAUUCACAAU